AUGCACUUCAAAUUCUCUUCGACCUUCUUCCUCGUCUCCUCGCUUGCCUCCACAGUACUCUCAUGCCCCACUGCCACUGAGGGCAAAUUUGGCUUCGCGAAGCCCAAGUCCACUGAUCUUCGCGGUCCGUGCCCUGCAUUGAAUGCUCUUGCGAAUCACGGCUUCCUUCCUCGCGACGGCAGAAAUGUCACUAUCCGCCAAGUUCUCCAGGUGUCAAAAGGUAUCUUUUUUGUUCCUGCAUAUGCAUUCCUUUACUCAGUCCAACAACACAAAGAUAUCUACAACGUCGACUCCGCACUCCUCUUAGGUGUCGCCAAGUUGGGACUUCUUACGUCAAGCGAGCCUGACACGUUCACCCUUGACGACAUCAAGUUACAUGGUACCAUUGAGUUUGAUGCUUCAUUAUCACGCGAGGACUUUGCCGUCGGCGACAACUCCAAAUUCAACGAGUCGAUCUAUAGCACAUAUGCUAACUCUAACCCUGGUGUCUCUUUCUACAACGUGAACUCAACUGGCAAAGCAAUGUUUGACCGUCUCGCUCUGCAAGAGAAAAAGAACCCCCAGAUCACGAACACGGACAAGGAAAUCGGAUUCCGGUCGUUUACCGCAGCACUCCCUCUCGCUAUCUUCGGCAAUGUUACGACCGGUGUCGCGCCGAAGAAAUUCGUGGACAUCUGGUUCCGUGAAGAGCGCCUCCCUUUCGCUGAGGGCUGGGGCGUCCCCUCCUGCGCCAUCGAUACCAAAUCGCUCCCACCUCUUAUUGGCAGUGUUAAGACCGCGAGCCGCUGGACGUCGAGUGGUGGAUGUCCCUAUGUCAGGACUGGUGCCGGAGACGCCCCAACCUUGGACAGCAAGGCAAUCUGCAAGCAACUCGACGGUUUGACGAAGGGGAAGUAG
Molecule: messenger RNA, 897 nt
Organism: Mycena indigotica
Lineage: Eukaryota; Fungi; Basidiomycota; Agaricomycetes; Agaricales; Mycenaceae
Product: HEME-HALOPEROXIDASE domain-containing protein
Exons: 5
Coding region: 1-897 (298 amino acids)
Molecular function (GO): peroxidase activity
Source: RefSeq, a predicted model, not a curated record